AGCCCCAGCUUCACUCCCUGAGGUCUGUCCUGGGGAGACUCUGCUGCUCCGGGGGGCUGACCUGGCGGGGAGUGGCCGCGCAGUUAGCUCAGGCGCGGUUUUGCGCGCGCAGCCACUGGCCCCUCUGCUCCCGGGUCUGCCCCCCCGGGACACCUUCUGCCCCGCCCCAGUCAUGCAACUUUACCUGCCUCUCCUCUGGGGAUCUUUCGGAAGCAGUUGCCCACCCCGGGUGCUCGGGCCCUGACCGUGAUGGAAGACCAAAACCUGGUGCGACUAAACUUGACAAUACAUCCAGAUUCUCUGCAGAAGUGAGACUUUCCAAAGGACCAAUGACUCUGUUUCCUGUGUCCUUUCAUUUUUUCCUACUCCAUAACUAUGUCUCGAUCCCGCCAUGCAAAACCUUCCAAAUUGGUCAGAAAGGAAGAUUUAACCAAAAAGAAAAACAUCCAGCUGAAGAAGACAUCCAAGCCAGCCAACAAAAAUGUGACAUCUGUCAAGACUGUGAGCCUUGGAAAAGUAAAGAAAUUCCUUCAAGAAGGAGAUGUUAAGAAAAAAACAGAUCCUAAACCACCUACGCCAGUCAGAAGCCUUCUGACAAGAGCUGGAGCAGCCCGAAUGAAUUUGGACAGGACGGAGGUUCUUUUUCAGAACCCGGAGUCCUUAACUUGCAAUGGCUUUACAAUGGCUCUCCGAAGCACCUCUCUUAGCAGGCGGCUUUCUCAACCCCCAGUGGUUACAUCUAAACCCAAGAAAGUUCCACCUUCCAAGAGUUUAGAAAAGCAACAUGAGUCUGACUAUAAGGUAGUCAAUGAGACGGGAGGAAAGGGCUCAGAAAAUGAUUCGGUCCCCAUCCAUGAUCCAGAUCCCCUCAUCCUCCCUGAUAUAGAGAAUCUAAUCAGUGUACAACAUACAUCUUUAAUUGAAGGUGAGAGUCAAGAGACAACUCAGUCUUCGUCUCAAGGGAUAGAGGAUACCAAAUUCCAUGUACCCGCUCAUAGUAGCCCUUCAGCAGGGAUCCUUUCUGGGCCGUUGGAAGGGACACAUUGUAGUGAAGGACCAUUCUCUGAACAGAUAUCAAAUGGUAUCAGUGAUUCUCCUGGAAUGUUUGCUCAGGACACUCUAGUUGCCCCUUUAAUCCAAAGAUCAGCCCCCGAAGUUACCUCUGAAAGUACCAUUCAGUUAGAAGAUUUGGGUUCCCAAGUACAAUCUCUAAAGCUAACUGAUUCUUAUCUGGAACCUGUGAAGAGUGAACCUACUUGUUUCCCAUCUCCCAGUUUUAAUAAGAUUAUACCUGAAUUAGAUGUUAGAAAUUGCUUGUCUCUUGGUGGGUCUGUAUAUCCCAACACUCUAAUAAAACUCCUCUUGGCAGGCUCAGAACCAGAAACCCUUGGUGCUCAACCAGAUCAUCCAGGGGCCUUCAAAUCUACCCUAGAUCAAGAGGAAGUUCCUGAUACCACCUCUGUCCUAAGACAGGCCUUCAGUGCUAUCCCUCAUCAAUGGGAAUUUCCUGGUGCUAACUCAGUUCAUGGUGAGGCUCUCGGUGAGACCCCAGACCCACCAGAGAUUCCUGGUGCUAUUUCGGUCCAAGGAGAAGUCUUUGGUACUAUCCCAAACCAACAAGUAAUGCAUGGUGUGGUUGGGGAUGCUGCCCCAGACCUGCCUACUUUUCUUCCUAUUGUUCCGAACCCAACUGCUACUUGUAAUGCUCCCCUCAACCUCAAAUGUCCUGAGCCCCAGAGCGCUGUCCCAUAUGGGCUUGAGGUCCAGAGUGCUACGCCAGUUUUGCCUUUGGGCUCAGGACACACUCCUCAAUUAUCAUCAAACUCUGAGUUAGGUUCCAUACCUCCAGGAACAACUGCAAGCAAUGUAGAAAAUGAGAAGCACGUUCCAAGAAGCCUUCUGCCAGCUCACACUCAGGGGUUCACUUCCACCUCUGUUUCACUGGGUGUGACCCCAGUCUCCCAAGCCAAUGCCAGUAUAUCAGAAGGAGGAAAUUCCCAGGUUAGCAUGACCAGCUUGGCUGAUGUUAACACCACAGGGACAUCUGUGCCAGUGUCAGUUGCCAAUACCACCUCUUCUCCCUCUACCACCUUGGUACCAACUUCGGAAAGAAAGAAACGAAAGCGAUGUGGGGUCUGUGAGCCCUGCCAGCAGAAAGACAACUGUGGCGAAUGUACUUACUGCAAGAACAGAAAGAAUAGCCAUCAGAUCUGCAAGAAGAGGAAAUGCGAGGAGCUGAAAAAGAAGCCAUCUGUGGCUUUGGAGGUUAUAAAAGAAAACAAGAGGCCCCAGAGGGAAAAGAAGCCCAAAGUUUUAAAGGUAGAUUUUGACAACAAAUCAGUAAAUGGCCCCAAGUCAGAAUCCAUGGAAUACAGCAGAUGUGGUUAUGGGGAAGAAAACAGUUUGGAAUUGAACAGACAUCCCCUUGAAAAUGUAACUAAAAAUGAAGAAAGCAUGACAGGUAUCAAGGUGGACAGGUGGACACAAAAUAAGAAAAUACAUUUAACAGAUCAGGUCAAUGGAGAAAGUGUAACAGAGGCUGAAAAAUCAAAAAACUCUGAUGAUGAUAAGGAAGAAAUUAAACCUCCUAAGUUGUUUGUACCAACAAUAAGUAAUGGCAUUACAAAUGUACAGUGUUUACCAAGUGAAACAAAUGUGUCAUUUAACAAAUUUAAUAUUGAAGAAUUUGAUAAGUCAUUGGAAAACAAUCCCUGUAAAUUUUUGAAAGAUACUGCCAAUCAUAACAAUGCCAUGAGCUCUAUUCCUUCUAGUGCAAGUGGUGGUCAUCUCAAGGGGAAGAGUCACAUGUUACCCUUCUCACAGCCUGGCUUUAACUGCAUACUCGUUGAAAAUUCUGCAAACUUAAAUAGUCAUACUAAUGCACACAAUGAAGGAGAUCAACCAAAACCUCCUGAGAACAUACCAAGUAAAGAAACAAAAGAUGGGUCUCCAGUUACAUCAUGUAUUUUAUCCAUGAUGCAAGAUAGGAAUUUAACUAUAGAACAAUUGGUCGCCAUAGAGGCCCUCACACAACUGUCAGGAACCCCAUCAGAGAAUUCUUCACCAUCGAAGUCAGAGAAGGAUGAAGAAACAGAUCAGACAACACCUUGUUUCCGUAAUAGUUACAAAGUUAUCCUCUAUUCUGUAACAAAAGACCUCCAUGACCCAAACUCACCAGCCCUUCAUAACUGUCCACCUCUCCAAAAGGAAAGUUCUUGCAACACAGUAGUGUUCAAUGGCCAAAAUACCAUGUCCAAGUCACAGCACAGCUCAGCCACGAACCAAGCAUCUGAAGAACCACAUGAACAUUCAAAAGUAUCAAAUUCGGACUCCCUUUUUUCCCCAAAAUCAAAUUCAUCUAAUAUUGAUACCAAUAAAAGUGCAUUGGAAGGCAGAACUAGUCUUAAUGACUUGCCUCACUUGUCGCCAAGAAGUAAUAAAUUGGAGCAAUCUAACCAGUUAUUGGACAGUAAUAAAAGUUUAAAUUCAAAAGGUGAUCCAUCAAGUCAAGAUGUAUCCUACAGUCAAAUUGAAGAAGAUGUUGCAACACAAUUAACACAACUUGCAUCAAUCAUUAAUUUCAACUAUGUAAAACCAGAGGAAAAGAAUAUUGAAAGUACCCCAACAAGCAUUGUUCCAUAUAAUGUGCAGCAAAAAAUUAGUCAGGAGAAGGGCACAAUUCAACAGAAACCACCACCAAGUGUGCAAAAUAAUCAAGCUCCAUCGUUACCAAAGCGAAAGAACACAACCCAGAAAAAGACAAAAUCUAUCCCAUCAAAAGAUCGUCGGAAAAAGAGGCCUUUAGCUAUAAACUGUCAAGAAAACAAGCAGAAGCAGCAGGAGCAGUUGUCCUAUGAAUAUAGUAAGUUACAUGAUAUUUGGGUAGCAUCCAAAUUUCAAAGAUUUGGUCAAUUUGGGUCACAUGAUUUUCCUAUUCUGCUGGGGAAAAUUCCUCAUUUUGGGAAAGUACUCAAACCACUGACUCAAGCCAGUUUAUCCCUACAUCAGAAAAAAUUAUUUCCUCCACUCACUCAGAUAAAAUUUGAGAGAGACACUGAAUCAGUACAGCAAAAAAUGAUGAAGGUUGAACCAUUGGAUUCUCUCCCAUUAUUUCCUAACAAAACAGAAUCUGAUGGGCAGCAGUUUACAGACAAAGCUUGUAAUUCUCAGGUACAGUCAACAGUGAAUGUCAAUCAGAAAGCUCAUCUUGUGCCCCAGGCCUCCUUUCCACCUAACCAGUGUGCUAAUGUGAUGGCUAUUGAUGACCAAACACGGUUUCAAGAAGAUAUUCAAGAGCAUCUUGUGCAUCAGAGACUGACAACAUUGCCUGGUGUCUGUUAUGAGACACCCUUACCAGACCCUGCACAUAUUCUCAGGAAUGUUAAUGCAGGAAGUUCAGGAGGAAUUAGAGUGGUUUCUAUCAAAACUGAAGAGACGGUCUGUUCAUCUAGUGUUGAAACAUUAGAUUUUUCACUGGCAGACAGUGUACAGACAAAUUUUAAUUAUGCCGUGAACUUUCUUAGUAACCCUGCAAAAAAAUUGGCGGCUGCAACAAAAGAAUCAGAAGCUCCGGCUUGCAACUGUCUUGAUCGAGGUAUACAAAAAGACAAAGGCCCAUAUUAUACACACCUUGGGGCAGGACCAAGUAUUGCUGCUGUCAGGGAAAUCAUGGAGAAUAGGUAUGGCCAAAAAGGAAAGGCAGUAAGGCUAGAACAAAUCGUAUACACAGGAAAAGAAGGAAAAAGCUCUCAUGGGUGUCCGAUCGCUAAGUGGGUUAUAAGAAGAAGCAGUGAGGAAGAAAAAGUUCUUUGUUUGGUCCGGGUGCGUACAGGCCACCACUGUGAAACUGCUGUGAUGGUGGUGUUCAUCAUGAUAUGGGAAGCCUUAUGUCCUCCAAUUGCGGACAGUUUAUAUCAGGAGAUUGUUGAGAGUCUACGGUCAUACAAUGGUCAUCCGACAGACCGAAGAUGUACCUUCAAUGAAAAUCGUAACUGUAUAUGUCAAGGAACUAACCCACAGACUUGUGGAGCUUCAUACUCUUAUGGCUGUUCAUGGAGCAUGUAUUUCAAUGGAUGUAAAUUUGGUAGAAGCCCAAACCCCAGAAGGUUUAGAAUUGAUCCCAGCUCUCCCAGACAUAACCUCUAUGACAGAAUUACUAAAGGACGUAAUGCAAGAAGAAGACUUAAGAAACCGGAACGAGUCUGUCCGGAACACAAGGCCAUGGAACAAUUCUUUGAAGGUAUUUUACAGGGAUUGGCUACAAAAUUAGCUCCAUUGUAUAAGCAGAUGGUUCCUGAAGCUUACAAAAACCAGGUGGAAUAUGAACAUGUUGCCCAAGAAUGUCGACUUGGUUAUAAGGAAGGUCGUCCUUUCUCUGGGGUCACUGCUUGCCUAGAUUUCUGUGCCCAUUCCCACAGAGACAUACACAACAUGAAUAAUGGAAGCACCGUAGUAUGUACUUUAACCCGAGAAGAUAACCGCACCCUGGGUGUUAUUCCUGAGGAUGAGCAGCUCCAUGUCCUGCCUUUGUAUAAACUUGCCGACACUGAUGAGUUUGGGUCCAGAGAAGGGAUGGAAGCCAAGGUCAAAUCUGGAGCCAUUCAGUUCCUUCAACCAACUUGCAAAAAAAGAACACGUUUUACUCAGCCUGUUCCUCGAUCCGGGAAGAAGAGGGCAGCAAUGAUGACCGAAGUUCUUGAGCGCAAGAUUAGGGUAGUGGAGAAGAAGCAAAUGCCUCGAGUCAAGCGGAAGAAUAACUCUGCCCUGGCAAAGAACAGUAAAACUUCAUUGGUGCCGCUCCCAGGGAAUAAUAGUGAGACAGUGCAACCUGAAAUAAAAGGUGAAACUAAACAUCAUUUUAUCUUCAAAGGCUCAGAGAACACUAAAUGCUAUUCAUUGACCCCAUCCAUUCCUCCAACAGUGAAUGAGGCAACCCUGUCUCCAGUCUUCUGUUACCCGAAGACUUCUUCCAUGCCAACAGCUCCAUUUAAUUUCAAUAAAGUAGCCUCGUCCGGGUUUUCAGAAAGAAGUAGCAUUCCCCACUGCUCAAUGCCUUCUGGAAGACACAGUGGUGCUAAUGCAGCUGCUGGGGAAGGCACUGGAAUUGCACAGCCCAGCGACCUGGCUCCUCCUCCCUCACUGCCUCCUCCCAUGACAGAUUCCCUUGCUUUUUCUGAGCCUCCCACUGGUCCAACUGAGCAGCUAACUACUAAUCAGCCAAAUCAGCAGCCCCCAUUCCUCAUUUCUCCUCAUGAGCCUGCUUCCUGUCUGGUGGAAGAAGAUGAGCAACAUUCUGAAGCAGAUGAGCCUGUAUCUGAUGACCCCCUAUCAGACGACCUUCUUUCACCUGCUGAGGAAAAAUUUCCUCACAUCGAGGAAUAUUGGUCAGACAAUGAGCACAUCUUCUCGGAUCCCAAUAUUGGUGGGGUGGCAAUUGCACCCACUCAUGGUUCUGUCAUGAUUGAGUGUGCCCGGCGAGAGCUUCAUGCUACCACUGCUGUGGCACACCCAAACCGCAAUCAUCCUGCUCGCCUCUCCCUUGUAUUCUACCAGCACAAAAACCUGAAUAAGCCCCACCAUGGUUUUGAACUAAACAGGAUUAAGUUCGAGGCUAAAGUAGCUAAGAAUAAGAAAAUGAAGGCCUCAGAGCUGAAAGACCAGGCAGCUAACAAGGGUGCUGAACUGUCCCCUGAAAUCAAUGAAUUGAACCAAAUUCCAUCUCAUAAAGCAUUAACAUUAACCCAUGACAAUGUUGUCACUGUGUCCCCUUAUGCUCUAACACAGGUUGCAGGGCCCUAUAACCGUUGGGUCUAAAGGCUUUCCUCCCCUUCUUAUCGCCUUUCCUCAUGCAGUGUAUUUUUUCAAGGUGCUGUUAAGAGAAAGUCAUGUUGUCGUUUACUCUAUCUUCAUCUCACCCAUUUCAAGUCUGAGGUAAAAAUUUUAAAAAUGGGGUGGGUACUUAACUGUGACUAUUUUGUCAAUUGGUAGAAGGUGCACAUUUUAAGCAAAAAUAAGUUUUCUAGUUUUAAAUAUAUAAAGAAACGUUUUGGUUAGGUGUUAACCUUGACAGAAUCACUCAGUUUGGUGCUUUAAAUUAAGUCUGUUUAUUAUGAAACAAGAGUCAUUUUUAGAGGAUUUUAACAGGUUCAUGUCUGUGAUGUAAAGUCAAGACACAGUGUUAACUCUACACAGCUCCUGGUGCUUAACCACAUUGACACAGUUAAAAAUAAGCUGAAUCAUUGUUUCAUGGUGCCAUGUUCCAAUAUCUUCCAAUCAUUGCUAGAAAAUCAGCAUUUUCCUUUGAAAUAAACCAAUGAAAUGCUUUCUCUCUUUAAAUAUUUCUCCUGUAUAAAAUAAUUCAUUAUGUUUGUAAUGGUUGGAGGCUGUUCGUAAUUGUAAAUAUAUAUAUUUUAAAAGCACUUUCUAUUUUUAAAAGUAACUUGAAAUAGUAUAGUAUAAGAAUCCUAUUGUCUAUUGUUUGUGCAUAUUUGCAUACAAGAGAAAUCAUUUAUUCUUGCUGUGUAGAGUUUCAUCUUGUUAAAUGCAACAUGUUCUUUGCAUCGUGUAUAUGGUUUUUAUUCUUUUAAUGUGUCCUUUCACGUUAUAUAAUAGCAACCUAUAUAAAAUAGUGAAUAAUUCCUAAAAUUGGACUUAAGAAACAUAUCAUCAAUAUUGACUAAGUUGUUUUAAAUUUUAAAAUAGUGUGGUCUCUUAUGAUUUAUUGAGCUACCAUGGCCUCAAGUUACUUUCAUCCCAGCUUUUUCAAUAUAACCCAUUAAACAAGUUUCAAAAGGAAAAUGGGAGAAAAUGUGAUUUAGAAGAGUCAAAUGCUUUAUCCUACCCAUCCCAAAUUGUUUUUUUUUUUUGUUGUUGUUGUUGUUUGUUUGUUUGUUUUCUGUUUUGUUGUUAUGAUAUCCAUCCUGGUAUAGAAUAAUAAAAAAAAAAUUCCUGUUGAAAUAAAGUCACCAUUAUUAUCAGUUACUCCCUGGCCCUAGUCAAAGAAUGGUAAUAGUAUUAUAAAUAUGGUUAUACCGAAACAAAACGUUUAGAACAAGAAGAAUCUUCUAAGAAAUACUUGAUUCUGUUAAAAUGUAGAGGUGCUAUAAUAUUCAAAGUAUCAUAUUCUUUGGGAGUCUAGAAAACCUAAUGGUGCUUCUCCCUUGGAAAUGCCAUAGGAAGCCCACAACUGCUAAUUUAUAAUUUUGGUGCAAAAGCAAACAGUUCCAGCAAGGUCUCAAAAAAAAAAAUCUCAUUAUAACUUAUUAAAAUAAUAUAUGGUGCAAAGUAUCAGUUUAAAGCUUUUGACUAAUCUAAGUAAAGGAAUAUGAAGGGAUUGUAAAUAAGGAAAUGUCCAUUAAUAGACCUGUAUAUGUAAAAUAGGGUAAUUCAAUGACUUGUUUUAGUAUUUUCUGUGCCUUAGAUAUCUGUUUUAAAAUGUGGCAUUUUUUUCUUUUGUUUUGUGUUUUUGUUGUUUUUUGAGACUAAGGUUUCUUAUAAGUAUAUAAGUGAUUGUUUAUUGCUUCAGCUGCUUAAAUAACAUAUUUUCUAGCAUUUGACUAUCAGGAGUACACCCUUGUGAUAACUACAUUUUAGAUUUUAAGCCUUAGCUUCUACUAGAAGUUGUUUCCUCACCAGAUAUAAUGGAUAAAACUUUAUGUCCCUUAAUCCAUCCAUCCAUCUACCCAUUUUCCCAGUACAUACUUAUUGAAUACCCGCAAAAUUUAAAUGUCACUUUUGUUUUUCUCUGAAUCAUCACCUAUGAAUUGGUAGAGUUGAAGAAUUAAAAUCCUCAAUGAUACCUUGGAUAUAUAUUUUUAAAGAAAUAGCAAAUUACAUUCAAAAUAAAGGGAGUAGUGAGAUUUAUGAAGCUAGUUAUAGUUUACCAAAACAUGUACUGAGAAUGUCCAUUUUAAGCUAAAAUGUUUCCAGUCCAUUGUUGUAAUUAACAUCAUGAAUGGAGUGUGCUCUUUCUCCUGAAGUGAGAAAAUAAAUUGGUUUAAAUGACAUUUUCACUCAUAAAACUGGUCAUCUAACACUUCUGCAGCUCUAUUAUGUUUUAGUAUAAUGACUUUUCUUUUUCCUUUUUAUUGCACUAAAAUUAGGUUUUAAGUCUGCUUUUUGUUCAUGGUAUGAUCAUUGAACUCAUUUAUACCUGACUUCCAAGUUAUUCCAGUUAAUAAUGUUACAAAUUUAUCAACUAUAAUGGCCAGGCACAGUGGCACUCACCUGUAAUCCCUGUGGCUCUGGAGGCUGAGACAGGAGAAUCAAAAGGUCAAAGGCAGCUUCAGCAAUGGCAAUGCGCUAAGCAACUCAGUGAGACCCUGUGUCUAAGUAAAAUACAAAAAUGGGGGUUGGGAUGUAGCUAAGUGGUCGAGUACCCCUGAGUUCAAUCCCCAGUACCAAAACAACCAAAUUUAUCAAUUAUAAUAACUUUUACCUAUUGUAGAAUCCUACUGAAAGUAUAACUGUACCUCAAAAUUCCAUUUCUAGUGUUUAUGAGGCCAUCACUGAAUUAUAUUUUCCCCCUCUGCUCAUCAGCCUUACCUACAUUUUGUUUCCAAUUUAUCCUCAAAUAGCCAACUAAAUCAUAUCAACCUAAUUGAAAUAUCUAUUGGGCAAGGAAACUACAAUUGUAGUUGAAUUUUGGGGACAUUCACAUCUUCAGUAACUUUUUAACAUCAUUAUUAUUCAAUUUGCAUGUGGAUGAAAUAAUUUGAUUUGUUACAUACAGAACUUCACUAGAUGAGAUCCAUAACCCAUUUACUUAAGACAUAACCCCAAUACAUACUUAAUUGAAUGCAUACCCUUGUGCAAAUGUACCGACUUAGUUCAUAGGAAGUAACCUACUUUCUAAUGUUAUUACUCUGGUGGAAUCACUGAUUUUCAUUCCACCAUAGCAUGAGUAAAAUUAACCUGAAAAUAGUUCUUUAAAACAAAAAAAAUCAAGAUUUUUUUUUUCCUCAGACAAAUUUAAAAUAUCAUUGCAUCACAGUUUCCACCAAUAAUGGGCACAGCAUUUCCUUUGAACAUACCUACUAAAUUGGUUGGUGUAUGCAAUCUUUAAUAGUUUCCUUCAAUUUCACUCCUUAAUGCAUGGAAACCUAGGUUUACUACAAGUGUGAGUUUUAAUCUUUUGUAGAAAUUUAUGACAAUUGUUAAAUAAGAUAACAUGUUAGCUUCUCAGAGUGUUGGAAUUCACCUCAGAAGUCAAACAGUUCAUUCACUAGAAGCCAAAGAACAGAUAUCAAUUUCAAUUUGUAAUUAAACCUUGAACCUUGUACAGGUGAAGACUACUUUGUGCUUAUAACCGUAGAGUAUAAACAAACUUUAUUUUAUCUCACCCACAAAGUGAUUUAUCACUAGGAAAUAGUCUUCUUUGGGAACGUAUCAAAAUUAAAUGCCAACAAUUCUGGAGGCUGAAGCAGGAAGGUUAUGAAUUCAAUCUAGCCUAUGAAAUUUUGUGAGACUCUAAACUAGUUAGUAAUGAAACCCUGUCUCAAGAUAAAGGGAUACAAGUGGACUGCAUGGUAAACACCUGGGUUCAAUCCCGAGCACACACAAAAGAAAAUAAUAUAAAAUGGCUUUUCCCCUCCACCCUGAGAUCUUUUGAAAAAGUGAACAGUGAAAAUAGGUCAAAAUGCCCCUGCCUGCUGACUUCAUGUACUUUUGUGGGAAAUGAGCUGACUUACCCAUGAAGCUGUCUUUUGUUUGUUUGUUUUUUAUUUAAUUUGGCACAGUAGUGGGGACUGAACCCAGGUCCUUGUGUGUGCCACUGAACUACCUCCCCAUCCCUGGGAGCUAUUUUGUUAACUCUUCCUAGAAGAUGUGGCAAUACUCUGGCAUUUCAUUAAGCACAUCUCAAGAGCUUCUAUACUAUAGGCUUAUACUUAUUCCUUCCCUUGGUACCUAGCAUACAUAAGGAUGUUUUUAAAAUAUUGGAUGAUUACAGGGCUGGAGCUGGAGCUCAGUGGCAGAGCACUUGUUUACCAUGUAUGUGGCACUGGGUUCAAUCCUCCACACCACAUUUAAAAAAGGAAAAAUACAGCCAUUCUGUCCAUCUACAAGUGAUUGAAAUAUUUGAGGAAAUCAUUUCCAUAACUACCUAGCCAUGGUUAUACAAUUCCCUUCAUAUCCAGCUAGGCAAGUUCCAGCAAUUAAUUUCGAUGUGUCUCUCUACAUGAAGUGGAAUAUUGUUUCAACAUCCAUAGUUCCUAAAAUUACUCAUAGGUGUGUUGUAGCUUCAGCACCGGUCUGUACAUCAUACUUAAACCAAGUGAUGUCAUCAGUGCCAGAUUACCGAGUCUGAGUUUACCUAAAUCAAAUUGUGUUCCAUGUUGAGUUUUCUUCUUACAGCGUUAGAAAAUGUUUUCAUUGUGGCUCAGGAAGGCAAAUUCUGGAAGUCAAAAUCCAUAUGUACUUCAUUGGAGACUGAGUCUGCAUUUUCUUAAAUGUGUGUGCUAUAUAGAAACAGUAGGCUAAGACAGGAUGAUGAGUUCAAAGUCAGCCUCAGCAAUUUAUCCAGGCCUUAAGCAACGCAGAGAGACCUUUUCUCUAAAUAAAUAUAGGGCUUAGAGAUGUGGCUCAGUGGUCAAGUUCCCCUGAGUUCAAUCUCCAGUGUUCAAAAAACAAAAGAAAGUGAAUACCUUGCUGGACACAGUAAUCAAGAGGAUCACAAGUCAGAGCCCAACCUGGGCAAUUAAGCAAGGUCCUGUCUCACGAUAAACUAUAUUUAAAAAAAGAGAGAGGUGGCUGGAGAUAUACUCAGUGAUAGAGCAGUCCAGUUUAAUUCCUAGUACCACAUUUUUAAAAAAAGGAAAAAGUGAGUUUCUCUAUUUUUAAGAAUGGUAGAGCAAGCUUUUAUUCAGGAGCUCACUAUUUUUGUCCUUGUUGAACUUUUUAUGCAGUUCUGCAUCUGGAUGAAUUUAAUUUCCCACAUCUUGCCCCUGGGCUGGUCUUUAACUACCCCAAUCUUCCUGCCCCAGCCUCCCAGAUAGCUGAUACUAUAGGCAUGAGCUACUGUGCCCAGCUUGAAUGAAUAUGUUUUGAUCCUUUCUUGGGGAGGGAUGCGCCCAAUUAAAUACCACUGUUUACACAAAAGUUUUUUUUUUGUUUGUUUGUUUGUUUUUUUUUUGAGAUGGAGGUCUUCUUUAUUCCCCAAACAAGCCUCUGACAAAAGGCAUAUAUUUCAUUUCAUCAAGUAAUCCAAAGGGAACACUUAUAUUGUCACUCUUCAUUUUCACUUGUCUUUAAAGUGCCUCAAAGGCCAGGUGCAGUCAUGCGCCUGCUCAAGAGGCUGAAGCCAGACACAUCACAAAUUUGAGACCAGCUUUAGGGAGACCCUAUCUCGAAAUAAAAAAUAAAAGGGGCUGGGGAUAUAGCUCAAUAGUUUAAGUGACCCUGGGUUCAAACCCAGUACCAAAAAAGGGCGGGGUAGCUCAAGGCAUAUUCAAGUUUCUCUUGGUUAGUAUGCAAACACUUCAUAUUGCUAGCUUUAAAAAUCAAACAUUAAUAGUUUCCUUAUUUCCUGUAGACAUUUUUCCAUCCAUACUAUCAUUCUCAUUAUCUGGGUCAUAAACUUUGUUCUGCCAUAGAUGUCCCUUAUUUUAAAGCAAAAUUUAGUCCAAAGUAGGAAUGUUAUCAAACAGAGCAUUAGCUGAUAUAACUCAUUUAUGUUUGAGACUUGGUUAAUCCUAUAAACAUAAUUGUCUAAAAAUAGAAAUUUUGCCCGAGCAGCUGUUAUGUAAAGGCAUUCUCUUGUUCAUAAGAAAAAAAAAUUGCAGCUGUCAGAUUUUCAUUUUAGGAGAAAUAAUAUUGGAAUGUAAUUCUCCAUUUGGCAGGCUAUAAACUUAAAAUCCUGGGAUAAAAAUUCGGAUCAUUAUUAUUUUUCCAUUUUAUGGAAGCUGCACUGUUUUCUAAGUUCACUUUGAUUCUUUUUACAUCUUUAUUCUUCCUGUGAUUUUUAUUUACAUUAAUAAAAAUUUCUUUGUCCUGUUUCCAUUCCUCAGAUCCAUUCUGCAAAUACACAUGGUUUGUUUUAAAAACAGUAGUGACCCUGGUUAAGUUGUCUUUUUCUGUCUUUUAAAAUCAUAUCUCACAAGUCCUUUCAGAUACAAUACCAAAAACAAUCAAGAGCUUUUAUUAAACCAUUUAAAUUUAGUGGCAAAUUCUGUUUAUAGGAAUACGCACUAGAUACAAGAACAGAGUUUAUUAUCAAGUGGUGUCUCUACAAAUCCCAUUAAUAUUUAAAUUUUCUCUUGGUGUUCAAGACUUUUGCCAAAAAAAUUGUAUUAGAAGAUAAAUAUUUUAAGACUUUGUGUAUUGUAUGGUUUUGCAAUUUCUGUGUAAUCCCUCAUGCUAAUUAUAAAUUUACUAAACAGUAACUGGAUUAGUAAUGGAUCUUAUCUAUAAAGUAGGCAGUAUCUCUUUAUCUGUAUUUCUAAUUUCCCAAUCAAACUAUGUGGAUAGCUAUUUUCUAAUGUAAAUUUACUCCUUUGGAAUUCUUAGGUUGUUAGCAAUAGUAGGAACUAUUCUAUAAUCUGGGUGAGAAAAGUCUGAAAAUGAAAGUAAUUGGAAGAGGGUGAUUUAGUAAGCCAUCAGAAACUGAAGGGCACGGCACUAUGGGGAAGAGUUAAGGGCCAGAAAGGAGGGAGAAUUAUGCUCCUACCAGCAACUGAAGGUUCAGUCAACCACCUCAAAAGGAAGAGAUACUUUUUAAUAUUUCUUCUUUGCACUCUACAACAUUUUAUAUAUGAAAGUUGCUGCUAAAAUUAAGGAAAUGUUUUGGACGUAAAUAUGACAGUAAUAAAAGCUAUGAUCCUUGGCUGGGGAAAUAUCUCAGUGGUACAGUGCUUGCCUUGCAUGUUCAAGGCCCUGGUUUAAUCCCCAAUAUCAAUAAUAAUAACAAUAAUUAUAAUAAUACCCGUGCACUUAAUGAAGCACUAUGAUAAAACUGCUUUAUUAUGUGCAACUUUUUCUUUCUGAUACUGAAAAUCCGACAAAGAAUAUUAUUCCCAUCUUACAGAUCAGGAAUCUGUGGAUGACAAGAAUAGUAAAUGGCUGGGACUUAGAGAGUCACCAAGCAACUCAAACAAUCUGAGAUUAAAAUAUUUAGUAUCUGCAGAUUGCUAAAUGUAUUUCUACACCCUGAAACUGACAGAGAAUCUUAUCAUUUGAAGAACAUGUUUCUCAAGUAUUUUGUUUCCAUUAUUUAUUAAACUAGCUAUUUUCUCAUGCCUAAGAAAAGAUUCCUAAAUUCCUAGGACUUACAUAUUAGGGCUUGGAUUUACUGAUUUUUCUUUCUUUCUCUUUUCUCCUAAAAAAAAAAAAUAAUAAUAACUUUAUAAAGAGUAUCCCUGGGGGCUGGAAUGUGGUUUAAGCAGUACGCUCACCUGGCAUGCACGGGGCACUGUGUUUAAUCCUCAGCACCACAUAAAAAUAAAGAUGUUGUGUCCACUGAAAAGACUUAAAAAAAAAAAAAUACCCCGGUACUACUAAAAUCGGCAAUCUUCUAAAUAAUUUUUUGAAUACUACUUAAAAAAAGACCAGGG
Ictidomys tridecemlineatus (thirteen-lined ground squirrel) is the source of this 14546-nucleotide messenger RNA. The record is from RefSeq and is a predicted model, not a curated record. Lineage: Eukaryota; Metazoa; Chordata; Mammalia; Rodentia; Sciuridae.